AUGACUGUCUUCAUAGCGUCUCUAUUCUUGCCUCACACUGUCAAUUUUCAGCUCAACAACUCGCGCACCCGCUCUCCCCCUGCUCUAAGCCCUCCUUUGUCCGCAAACCCCACCAUCGACGGGAUCACACCCAUCCCCAAGGCUGCGGCUAGCUUGUUUGAGAAGAGCAUCCCAGGGGAAACACCGGGUCUUACACCAGGGGCUACAACGAACCAUGAACGUAUAUUUGCUUCCGACAUAGGCAAGGUAGAGCAAGAGAAAAACGGGUACCCGUUCCCUUUGGCCCUCGAGCAGGAUAACCGGCUCCUCACGGAGAGUGAGGGUCAUUCUCCGCUAUGGGGCACAACUUCGUUCAACCAGCCAAAGCCAUUGCCAGUCGUGUCGCCAUCUCCAUCCAUUCUCAAGCACCAAGAACCUCGCCCCGCCAAGCAACCUGUAGCGCAGCGGCUUCCUGCAGCCGAGACCAUUGCUCCCUAUGCUAGACUAAGAAAGGGGAGCACAGCGAGCCGAAAAUUGUCAUUUUCAAAAGCCGAAUGGACCAUUGAGACCGCGGAACAGGGAAAUGGUGGCCUGCGCAAUGCAGUACGAUCCGCGACAGACGCCGGGGUUUUGGAUAACAUGAUGUGGGUGGGCACCUUGGGUAUGCCUACUGACGUCUUGGCAAGUCACACCCGCCGAGACAUCGCGGAGAAGUUGGAAGAUGAGUAUGGGUCUUUGACAGUGUUUGUAAAUGACUCUGACUUUGACGGGCACUACACGCAUUUCUGCAAGACCAUUCUUUGGCCUGUAUUUCAUUAUCAGAUCCCAGAUAACCCGAAGAGCAAAGCUUACGAGGACCACUCGUGGAUCUACUACGUCAAGUUGAACCAGGCUUUUGCAGACCGCAUCGCUAAGCAUUGGAAGCGCGGUGAUUCGAUCUGGAUCCAGGAUUAUCAUCUGUUACUGGUUCCAGCUAUGCUUCGCAAACUGGUGCCAGAUGCACAAAUUGGGUUUUUCCUGCAUAUUGCUUUCCCCUCGUCGGAGGUCUUCAAAUGCUUGGCACCACGCAAGGAGCUUCUCCAGGGCAUGCUUGGUGCCAACCUUAUUGGUUUCCAAACGCAUGAAUACUGCCGACACUUCCUGCAGACAUGCAGUCGGAUCUUGUGUGUGGAAGCAACGCCCGAAGGAAUCCAGUUGGAAGAUGGGUUUGUCAACGUCGGCACAUUCCCCAUCGGCAUCGACCCAACUUCGUGGGAUAAGCGCCGCCAGGCAACGGACGUGGAGCGAUGGGUCGAGACAAUCUCGGAGCGCUAUCAAGGAAAGCGUCUCAUUGUCUCGCGCGAUAAGAUUGAUUCCGUUCGCGGUAUUCGCCAAAAACUUCUUAGCUAUGAGCUUUUCCUCAACACCUACCCGGAAUGGGCUGAUAAAGUUGUGUUGAUUCAAGUCGCAACCAGCACCACGGAACAACCAGAGCUGGAAGCUACUAUCUCUGAUAUUGCCAUGCGGAUCAACUCCACACACUCGACCCUCGCUCAUCAGCCUUUGGUGUUCCUCAAACAAGACUUAGCCUUCCCGCAGUACCUUGCUCUCAUCACUGUGGCAGAUGCCCUGAUGAUCACCAGCCUACGCGAGGGAAUGAAUCUGACUAGUCAUGAGUUUGUCUACUGCCAGGAUGGUCGAUGCGGCAACAAAGCCUACGGGUCAUUAAUUCUUAGCGAGUUCACUGGCAGUGCAUCUGUUUUUGGACACCAUGCUCUCUUGGUCAACCCAUGGGAUUACCGCCAGUGCUGCGAAGCAAUUCACACAGCACUGACACGGGACGAGAAGACACGAAAGCAGGUUUGGGAGGAACUACACCGUGCAGUCCUGAAGAACUCGACUGCCAACUGGGUGAAAUCGUUCAGCGAAACACUCAACCGUGUCUGGAACGAGCAAUCUUCGCGAGAAAUCAUGGCCGUGCCCCGACUAUCCGUAUCCCGACUCACCGAGCGGUAUCGCAACUCCAAGCAACGGCUCAUGAUCAUCGAUUACGAAGACACUCUAGCCUCAUGGGGGUCACCUCGCAGCAUUAUUCUGACCACGCCACAGCGCGCAAUCACAACUCUCAACGACUUGACCGAAGACCCCGCCAACGUUGUCUACGUAAUGAGUGCGCGCAUGCCAGAGGAAAUGGAACGACUAUUCCGACAAGUGAACAACCUCGGUCUAAUUGCCGAGAACGGUUCCUUCGUGCGCGAGCCGAACGCCGAGUCCUGGACCCACCUUGCAGACAAGACGCAUGUCAGAACAUGGAAGGCAUCCGUGUCUAAUAUCCUAGCAUACUUCCAGGCUCGUGUUGAGGGUAGCUGGAUCGAAGAGCGCCAUUGCUCCCUCGUCUUCCACCACGGAUCCGCCGAAGACCACCAUGUCGCCGCUCGAUCUGCUGCUGAAUGUGCAGGUAAUAUCAACGACGCGUGUGCUAAUUUGGGUGUGCAUGCGAUUCCCGUUGAAGGUGCUUUGAUCGUGGAAACAAUUCACACCAACAAGGCAUCUGCGGCCGAAAGGGUCUGGAAAUGGGCUAUGGCAAAAGCAAACAAAAAUGAAAAUGCCCUCAAGCCUGAUUUCUUGCUGGUUGUCGGCGAUAACCGUGAGGAUGAACCGGUCUUCCGGUGGGCUAAUAAGCUGCAUAGCGCGAAGGCUGUCGACUAUGCCAUGACUGUCACAUUGGGCUCGCGCAGCACCGAGGCUAAAGCCACCCUGACACAGGGAGUUACCGGCGUUCUUUCUUGUCUGCAGCAAUUGGCAGCGUCUGUGCCACUUGGAAGCACACCCGGGCCAAAGUAA
Messenger RNA from Penicillium robsamsonii, 2802 nucleotides. Its product is annotated as putative alpha,alpha-trehalose phosphate synthase subunit TPS3. Gene Ontology annotation, biological process: trehalose biosynthetic process. The transcript is spliced from 3 exons. The record is from RefSeq and is a predicted model, not a curated record. Gene Ontology annotation, cellular component: cytosol; alpha,alpha-trehalose-phosphate synthase complex (UDP-forming). Lineage: Eukaryota; Fungi; Ascomycota; Eurotiomycetes; Eurotiales; Aspergillaceae. Bases 1 to 2802 code for a protein of 933 amino acids. Gene Ontology annotation, molecular function: catalytic activity.